AUGCGCAAUAUUUUCUUUUUCCCCGCUUUUCUGCUAAUUGUGGCCACCGUCCCCAUUCGAUCUUUACUCACGGCACAGCAGGCUUGCCAGAACGCAUGUUCGCUUCUGGAAAGAUACCAGAGUAACGCCACAUUAUUCGCAAGUGAUGGUGAUGCUUACACAACGCAGCAAGAGGCUCACUGGAAAACAGCAUGGAAGACGCCGACAUGCAUAUAUUCACCACAGAGCAUCGACGAUGUCGUACAUGCUAUAAAAAUUCUUCAGUCAACCAAGUCGAAAUUCGCAGUGCGAGGUGGCGGACACUCACCCCUGUCAGCGUGGGCAAACAUCGACAAUGGGGUCCUCAUCUCCAUGAGAGCUAUCUCCGACAAGGUCUAUGACCCUGCUACCGAGACAGUGCGUGUAGGGUUUGGCUGCACCUGGAUGGAGGUCUAUCAAUUUGUCGAGCUUCAUUCGCGUCUUGUGGUUGGCGGUCGGGCUUCUACCGUAGGAAUGGGCAUGAUCAUGGGUGGCGGGCUAUCCCAUCUUUCGAAUGCCUACGGAUUUGCUUCGGACAAUGUAGUUUCAUACGAACUGGUAUUAGCAAACGCUACUAUCGUUAUGGCUUCGGCAGACUCGCAUCAAGAUCUAUUCUAUGCACUCAAGGCUGGGGCAAAUAACUACGGUAUCACGACUCAUGUGACAUUGAGGACCUAUCCCCUUAGCAAGGCUUGGGGAGGAACCCUAGUUUAUACCAACGAGUAUCGUGAUCAACUCAUGGAAGCCUUGACGAUCUACCAGCAUUCCGGACAACUCGAUACAAAAUCAGCUCUUCUCGCUUAUCUUGGGAUUAAUAAUAAUACGGCGUAUGUGAGUUUAGUCUACUUGGACGCGGUACGACGCCCCCAGGCCUUCAAGCCAUUUUACGACAUACCAAGCGUAGUUGAUACUACUCGUUUUUACGAUAAAUUCGGUGACAUAUUAGCAGAACAAGUUGAUCGAGUUGUUCCAAGGUGGACCUUCGGUGCCACAACUUUCUUCCUUGACAAUGAAACCUACGUAGAUGCUGCUAGAAUAUCCCAAAUUGCGGCAGAGAGACUUUCAACAGUCAAUGGAGGUACCAUGGUUCUGAUGCCUCAGCCGAUAUCGAAGUCAAUGAUCAAGGCCUCCCGAGAAAGGGGUGAGAAUCCUAUGAUCCCGCAGGAUCGUGAACAAAUGUGGUUCUGCAUUAACAUAGGGUGGAAUUUCAAAUCUGACGACGAAGCCGUCGGUAGCAUACUAAUGGACACUCUUGACCAGAUCGAUGGUAUUACUAAAGAAAGAAAUCUCUAUGAUCCUUUUAUAUUCUUAAACGACGCUUACCAUUCUCAAAAUGUUUUUAGAAGCUAUGGGGUGGAGACUCUUAACAAAAUGCAGGCUAUUGGGAAAAGAUACGAUCCCGAGCAGAUGUUCCAGCACCAAGUUCCCGGGGGCUUUAAGCUGUAUUCCGCGAAUCGAAGGACACCAUGA
Messenger RNA from Lindgomyces ingoldianus, 1488 nucleotides. Its product is annotated as bifunctional solanapyrone synthase. Lineage: Eukaryota; Fungi; Ascomycota; Dothideomycetes; Pleosporales; Lindgomycetaceae. The record is from RefSeq and is a predicted model, not a curated record. The transcript is spliced from 6 exons. Gene Ontology annotation, molecular function: FAD binding. Bases 1 to 1488 code for a protein of 495 amino acids.